Molecule: messenger RNA, 1644 nt
Organism: Galeopterus variegatus (Sunda flying lemur)
Lineage: Eukaryota; Metazoa; Chordata; Mammalia; Dermoptera; Cynocephalidae
Gene: SLFN12
Product: schlafen family member 12
Source: RefSeq, a predicted model, not a curated record
AUGAACAUCAUUAUUGAUUUGGAAACUAACUAUGCUGAGCUCGUUCUGGAUGUGGGAAGAGUCAUUCUUGGGGAGAAGGACAGAAAAAAAAUGGCAAAUAGUCAACUGAGAAAAAAGCAAAAUGAAAAAGUCAUACAAGCUGUGUGUGCUGCACUGAAUUCUGGAGGGGGAGUGAUCAAGGCUGAAAUUGAGAAUAAAAACUAUCGUUACCAAAAAGAUGGAAUAGGACAAGAUUUGGAAAAUUCUUUUUGUAAUAUUGUGUCAUUUGUCCCCAAAUACCUAGACUUCGUGCAGAAAGAUCACUACUUUUUGAUUUUUGUGAAAUCAUGGAGCUUGGAAACCUCUGGUCUUCGGAUUGCCACAUUGAGCUCCAAUUUGUACAAAAGAGAUAUAACUUCUGCAAAUGUCAUGAAUGCGGCUGCUUCACUGGAGUUUCUCAAAGUCAUAAAAGAAACAAGAGGGAGAUCUCAUUUAAGACCAAAAUUGCCUGCAAAGAGGGCUCAUAUUGAUGCACAAGAAGAAAAUAAUGUGGAAGUUUUGGCUGCUGACUUUUUUAACAGGACAAAACUUAUAUACAAAGAAAAGUUUGACUUUACUGAAUCCACACAUGUUGAAAUUAAAUACUUCUCAACAGGAAAGUUGUUACAACGCAUUAAAGAGAUUCUCCCUCAAUAUGUUUCUGCAUUUGCAAAUACUGAUGGGGGAUAUUUGUUCAUUGGUUUAGAUGAAAAAGAACAAGAAAUAAUGGGCUUUAAAGCAGAAAAGAGUGAUCUCAGUGAGUUAGAAAAAGAAAUAGAAAAGUCCAUUAGUAAGCUGCCUGUCCAUCACUUCUGUGAGGAGAAAAGUGAGAUAAAUUACUCAUGCAAAUUCCUUGAAGUAUAUAAAGAAGGAAGUCUUCACGGAUAUGUCUGUGCACUCAGAGUGGAGCGAUUCUGCUGUGCAGUGUUUGCUAAAGAGCCCAAUUCCUGGCAUGUGAAAGAUAACUGUGUGAUGCAGUUGACCACGGAAGAAUGGGUCCAGUUCAUGAUGGAUGCUGAGCCAGUUCUACCAGAAAAGAUGACAUAUGCUUCAGAAAUCCUCUCUGCGGAACAGUUAUUACAACAUGAAGAACUUGGACAAUUAAUAUACGAAGAAAUGGGCCCUGUCAGACAAGGUAAACUGAUCUUCUCUAAGAGCUGGUCUUUGGAUCUGGGCUUGCAAGAGAACCAGAAUGUCAUCUGUGAUGCUCUUCUGAUUUCCUUGGACAGUCCGCCAGUCCUAUUCACCUUACUUAGAGUAUUGAAUGAGGAGUCAGAAAUCUAUUCUAGACAAACUGCCCUAACUUUAAAGCAGAAGCUGGCAAAAAUUGCUGGUUACACUGAGAAAGUGUGUGUCAGGACGAAGAUCUUCUGCUCGAGUCCUGUAGGCAAGGCAAGCUGCCCUUAUGAUUCAAGCUUGGGAAUAUUUUACCCUGACCCCUACUAUUCUAUAACCACUCAAACCAUGGAAAAUUUGCUGAAGGCCCUUUUUGUAGUCUCAAGGAGACUCAGAUCUUUUAGUUACCAGUUUGCCUCUGACAUUUUCAACGCCUCUCCAAUGAUCAGUAUGGAUUGCUUUCAGAAGAAUGACCUAAGGAGAAUUAAAUCUUGUCCAACGUGCAUUUGA